CUAUACAUUCAUUUUAGAUUUGUAUCUGAAGACAAGGUUAAGGAUGCUGUUUCAUUAGCAAUGGACCUAAUUAAGAAAUUUCCUGACACUAUGAUUGGCUUUGAUCUGGUUGGUGAAGAAGAUGUUGGCUAUUCUUUGAAUAAAUUCAUCAACCAGCUACUGCUACCAGUCAACCAAAAUGUCAAAUUGCCAUAUUUCUUUCAUGCAGGUGAAACAGAUUGGCAAGGUACAAGCAUUGAUGAAAACCUUAUUGAUGCCAUCCUCUUGAAUGCGUCUCGUAUUGGACAUGGAUUCGCUAUUCUGAAACAUCCGGGUGUUUUAGAUGAACUGAAGAAACGAGACAUUGCAAUAGAAGUCAACCCAAUAUCCAAUCAG
This is a messenger RNA of Anneissia japonica, 375 nucleotides long. RefSeq names its product adenosine deaminase 2-like. NCBI's taxonomy places the organism in Eukaryota, Metazoa, Echinodermata, Crinoidea, Comatulida, Comatulidae. The transcript is spliced from 2 exons. Gene Ontology annotation, biological process: inosine biosynthetic process; adenosine catabolic process. Gene Ontology annotation, molecular function: adenosine deaminase activity. The annotation marks the transcript as partial. The record is from RefSeq and is a predicted model, not a curated record.